AAAAGAGUAAGAGAAAGAGAACAAACAGAGGAAUGAAAGGCUAAAGGACAAACUGAGCUUUCUUUUUGUCCAAACAGUCGGAUGAGAAAGACUUGAAUCCGGCACAAUGAGAGUAUGUAUGCGCCGGCGCUCCCGGACCUUGCGUGCUUGGCUGGUUAUUUUAUUCUUCACUCUGCACUUGCUCUUGGUUUUGAUGGUGCUGUCCAUGAACCAAUCUCCCUGUGAAUCCCUUUCAAACCCCGACACCCAGGCCUCCAUCAGCGUCUCCAUACACAACGCAUCCACAUCAGUGAGCGAGGCAGCCACUGCAGGAAGUGACAUCACGGAAGAGGAAAUAAAAGGUGCAGCAGAAGACCUCGCCAAACUCUUUGCUCUGUUCUCCCACCCAUUGUAUAAUUUGCCCACCCCACCGGUGCCUGAUAGUGACUGGCUGUUGAAAGUUCGAACGAAGACAAAGGAGGAACUGCAUAGCACGCAACAGUUGCUGAGUGCCAAUGAGAACGGUUAUGAUCCUGUCCAGUGGAACUCCAGCACUGAGACACAUCCACCCUGGCUGCGCUUUCACCUUGGUAUAUCACGCUGGCAGAUGUAUGGGCACAAAGACCACAACCUGCCAAUGCUGAUUCAGCAACUGGCAGCCCACCGCAUCGUGAGUGCCGUGCAGAAAUCUGGCGGGACACAGCUGAAGUUGGUGAUGUCAUUUCCUAAUUACGGACAGGCGCUCUUCAAACCCAUGAAACAGGAGCGCGAUGAGGAGACCAAUGUGAAUCUGUAUUACUUCUCUGACUUUGAGAGGCACAAUGCAGAGAUCUCAGCGUUCCACCUCGACAGGAUACUGGGAUUCAGAAGAAUGCCUCCGGUGAUCGGAAGACUUGUUAAUGUAAUUAAAGAGAUCAAAGACAUCACCACAGAUCAUAAACUCGUCACAACUUUCUUCACUUCCCCAGCGGGGAAUUGGUGUUUUCAUGGCCAGUGUUCUUAUUAUUGUUCCACGGAGCAUGCCAUCUGUGGGCGUCCACACAUGAUAGAGGGCUCUAUGGCCGCUAUGUUGCCAGACCUGUCUUUGGCACCUCGCCGCUCCUGGAGGAGCCCGUGGAGACGGUCCUACAGCCGGAGCAAGCUGGCACUGUGGGAGACAGACUCCAACUACUGUGAUUCAGUGAAAACAACUCCUCCAUAUGAUCAAGGCACGCGAUUGGUGGAUCUGAUAGACAUGAGCAUUCUUGAUUUUCUCAUGAGUAACAUGGAUAGACAUCACUAUGAAACAUUUGAGAAGUUUGGCAACGACACAUUUCUAAUUCACUUGGACAACGGAAGAGCGUUUGGACGUUAUUCUAGAGAUGAACCCUCUAUACUGGCUCCCCUUGAGCAAUGCUGCAGGGUUCGUCGUUCGACCUUGCUUCGUUUACGUCUGCUCUCUCUCCCCCCGUAUCGCUUGAGUGACGUCAUGCGUGGUUCUUUGUCUCGAGAUCCCCUUGCAUCCGUGGCCCCACUCCUCACUGAGCCACAUCUCUCUGCUCUCGACCGUCGCCUAGCAACAGUCAUUCAAACCAUUCAUGAAUGUUUACAGCAGCAUCAAUGGCACAGUGACGUCAUAUAUGAUGACAUCACCGAUUACAAUGGCUAAUAUUAUGGGCCACUCAAAUCAUUUACAUUUAGUCAUUUAGCAGACGCUUUUAUCCAAAGCGACUUACAAAUGAGGUGGACAAAAGAAGUAUUGAUGAAAUAUAGGUUAUUGUAUUUUUUUGUAUAUCAAUGACUGCUGUUACAUUGCUGUUGAUUUUGGUUGAGAUAUACUGCUUAACAUUUAAAGACCCAUUAACAUCAGUCAACGAGCAACAGCCAAUCAGCAUAGUUUUAUAUUUAAGCAAUAAACAUAGAUCUUUCAAAAUGUAACACUUUUUAUAAUUAUUGGCUAUGUAAACUAUGUAUAUCCAAUCAUCUAUAUUGACGUAACUAAUAUAGAUUAAUUUUACUAGACUUGAGUUUAUAAAUUGCACAGUUUGUUGAAAUAAUACCUGAUAAAAGUUUCCCUCCAAGCAACUCCAGAAAACCUGCAACCUUGAAUGUCCAAAUCUGCUGUUUUUCAGGAAAUUAAUAAAAGAAACACUGUACUUU
Molecule: messenger RNA, 2118 nt
Organism: Triplophysa rosa
Lineage: Eukaryota; Metazoa; Chordata; Actinopteri; Cypriniformes; Nemacheilidae
Gene: fam20cl
Product: family with sequence similarity 20 member C, like
Exons: 11
Coding region: 107-1627 (506 amino acids)
Biological process (GO): protein phosphorylation
Cellular component (GO): Golgi apparatus
Molecular function (GO): phosphotransferase activity, alcohol group as acceptor
Source: RefSeq, a predicted model, not a curated record